Molecule: messenger RNA, 417 nt
Organism: Sclerotinia borealis F-4128
Lineage: Eukaryota; Fungi; Ascomycota; Leotiomycetes; Helotiales; Sclerotiniaceae
Source: the annotation of a GenBank genome assembly
AUGUUUGCGACCAAAGUUCUCCGUCAAGCCUCUGCUGCUGCUGCUCACUCGGAGCGGACUCCAUUGAUCAAGUUCAUGGGCAAGAGAUCAAUUCCUUCUUCAAUCGACCACUCUGCUCAACCACAUCCAGCAUCCCCAACCCACGAGCUUCCAGCAGGCUUCUCCGAAGCUCAAAAGUCUUCCUCUCCUUCAUUCUCUUCCUAUAGACAGAAGGCCCAACAACAUGGUCCACUCGGUCGCAGUGCCAGGAAUGACGGCACGAUCGGUUCACUCUCCGGCAGGGCUCUAGGCUCCGUCGCUCCAAGCAAGGGCGAAUACUUUGAUCGAAACGAGCUCCCUGCACGUUUCCGACGUACUCCAAUUGACCUUGCCGAGAUUGAUGCUAUCGAAACCGGUGGUGCUACCGUUGUCUGCUAA